GCGCACGGCCAGGCCAUGCCCGGGGAGGCUGCCCACGCCGAGCUGCUGUUGCCCGAGGCGGGCGGGCCGGGGCCCCGCACAGAUUUGUCCUGCGAUGUAUCUGCAGCCACCACUCCAAGAGGGAAUCCACUGGAACACUGUGCUUUGAGCCCUGGGCCCAACACCCUCGCCCUCACGUUCCUGCCCAGCAAGCCGGGUGCCCGGCCCCCACCUGAAGGUGCCAGCUGGGAUGCAGGGCCAGGCAGCACCCCCUUGGCCUGGGUGGUCACUGCAGAGGGUGGCCCCAGCCCAGGAUCCCCCAAGAUUCAGCCCACAGAGGGUCCUCUCCCAACCACUCUGGAGCCCCGUAUUGUGAUGGGCGAGGAGACAUGCCAGGCACCCACACCACCCAAGACAGCCCUGCCAGAGCUCAGGGACCUGGAGGGUGGGCCUGCUAGCCUGAACCCACCCCCCGAGUUGUGUUCUCAGGGUGACCCUCCUGUGCCUUUCCCUGCCUCAGACCCAGAUUCCUACUUCACUCCUCCCUCAACCCCCACCGAGAUCGCCUCUGCCCUGCUGCCCAGUCACUGGCCCUGCACGUAUGCCUGGGACACACAGGUCGAGCCCAGGGACUCACCACCCACCUCGCCCGCCAGCUCCUAUGUCACAGCAGAUGGGGACAGUUGGGCCUCAUCUCCAUCCCCAUCCUGCUCCCUGGGCCUGCUGACCCCGGCUGACGGGCUGGACAUCCCAUCUGGCUGGGGCUUCUCCCCACCAGGGUCUGUGGCAGAUGAGCAGGAGCUGUCGCCUGCUGGGUCCCUGGAUCCCCCAUCCCCAGAGUCCAGCCUCUCAGCAGACAGCAACUCCUCCUGGAGCCAGGAGGGCCACUUCUUUGAUCUGGACUUCCUGGCCAAUGACCCAAUGAUCCCUGCUGCCCUCCUGCCCUUCCGGGGCAGCCUCAUCUUCCAGGUGGAUACUGUAGAGGUGACACCACUACCCCCACAGGAGGACGAGGAGGAUGAGAAGGAGAGCUCAGCCUCUGUCCCCAAAGGGGACUUGGCUGAGGAGGGUGAGGACGACAGCACUUUUGCCUCCUCGCUGCAGUCACUGUCAGACCUCUCCAUUACCGAAGGCAUGGACGAGGCCUUCGCCUUCCGGGAUGAUGCAUCUGCAGCCUCCUCUGAUCCUGACUCAGCCUCCUAUGCCGGGGCAGAUGAUGAGAGACUAUACAGCGGAGAGCCCCACGCCCAGCCCACCACCCUGCUCCAGGACGACCAUGAUGUGGUCUCAGCCUGGGACCUGGAGUCUGCUCCUGAGGUCUCUGAGGGAGAGACUGGCUGUACCUCCAAAAGCCAGGAACCCACUGCUGUACUAACUGGGGUGGGCCCCACUUCAGGCCUGGCAUCUGCUGCUGCUCACACCAUAAAGGCAGGCCCAGUUCUCUGCAGGGUGACCCCUCAGGCCUGUGGGGAUGAGGCGAGCUCCACCCUAGGACCAGUGCCUGUUGCCACAGCCAUGCCUCAGCUCCUGCCAGUGGGACACAGUGCUGCCGUGGGCCAGGAGCCUCAGACUGUACAGGAAGAGAUGGACCUCACACGGAGUCCAGACUCUCUGCAGAACUUGAAAGAAGAAGUUGAAGGGUCUGAUACUAUGGUCAGCUCUGAUCCCCAGCCAAAAGAAAUGGGCCUCACCAUAGCCCAGGAUCUUGUCUCUGGAGCUACACCCACCCCCCAGCAGGAUACAGGCCUCCCCCUAGGUCAGGCUCUGCAGAGAGACACGGGCUGCUCACCAGGGAAAGAGACUCUGGCCACCAAGGCCCAGUUGGAAGGAGGUGGGGCUUGGAGACAGAGGUCAGCACCUGAGGACAGGGAUGCAGGCUGCACUGGAGGCCAGAAGCCUCCAGCCAUGGACCAGGCCCAAAAGGAUGGCCCAGAGCCAGCUGCAGACUCUGGGAUACCCAAGAUCUCAUGGGAAAAUGGGGAUCCCUCAAAGUCUGCUAUGGAGAUCCUGGACUCCUCUGAGCCUGCCCCUGGAAGGCAGGAUGUAGCUGAGGUUCUGUCAGUGCCCAAGCAGGGAACCCAUCCAAAUACCCACAUGCCCACAGCUGCUAAAGCCCAGCCCCUGAAGGAGGCCCUGGUGGCUGAGAACCAGGAAAGGGAAGUCCUUGAGCCAGUGGCCCAAGGUUCUAGGAAGGUUCCCAGGAGCAGCAGCCCAGGUACCUGUCCUGCUGAGGUCUGCCAGGCACGGCCCCCAAGUGCAAUGGUGGAGAAUACGGCAACCCAAGGGUUUCCCACAGAUGUGACCUCAAGUAUCUGUCUGGGAUCCUCCUCAAAAUCUCCAUCAAGGGCUGUGCCCAGGCUGAGGAGUGGCUGCCCCAAAGAUAUGACCCCCAUGCCUCCACUGCCCUCCCAGCAACCAGAGCCUGUUCUGGGCCCAGGCAGUGGAGAGCGGGUCCAGGAGGCACUUGGAACCUUUGGGCAUUCCCCAGUGAAGACCCCAGAAAGUCCCACCCAGGGCACACCCAGUGAGCCCAAGGACAAGCUCCUGGGUCCUGAAUCCUCUGUUCCUGCUGUCCUCACAGGGGCAGCUCUGGCUGCUCCCAGUGAGUCCCCUGCCCCCUGCCUUUACCAGGGUCCCAAGGAAGACUCAGUAGAGGGUGAGGAGCCUCCAAGCUCUCCAGAUCUCCUAAAACCCCAGGGAGGAGCCCAAUGGGCCGUGGCUACUUUCUCGGGAACCACAAACUCACCCAGGGCUGAGAAGCGAGUCAGCCUCUCACCCCACUCCCACCUCAGCCUCAAGAUGGCCCCUACAGGGGGCACCCAUGCCAAAGACUCAGCCUCUCAAAUCUCGUCCCCCUGCCAAGUGCCUCCUGGCUCUGGGCCCCAGAGCCCACUCGGCCCUGGAGGACUCCCAGCCUCAGAGCAGCAGGAUGACCAGGACAGCCUGGAUGAAGAUUCGCCACAGGCCGCAGGCUCAGGCCAGUACUCGGACAGCCACGGGGAAUCAUCGCUUGAGCUGGAGGAGCACGACCUCUCAGGAUCUCAGACGGCACAGCGCCCAGCCCAGGCCCUGGCAGGCGGCAGCAGUGAGGAGACAUCCACCAAAGCCAAGCAGAGUCGCAGUGAGAAGAAGGCCCGGAAGGCGAUGUCCAAAUUGGGCUUGCGACAGAUCCAGGGGGUCACCAGGAUCACCAUCCAAAAGUCGAAGAACAUCCUUUUCGUCAUCACCAAGCCUGAUGUCUUCAAGAGCCCAGCCUCAGACACCUAUGUGGUCUUCGGAGAGGCCAAGAUAGAGGACCUGUCCCAGCAAGUGCACAGAGCUGCUGCUGAGAAGUUCAAGGUGCCUGUGGAGCCCACCACUCUGGUCCCAGAGUCUGCCCCUGAGCCUCAGGGGGGGCCCAAAUGCGAGGAGGAGGAAGAGGACAAGGUGGAUGAGGCCGGGCUGGAGCUACGUGACAUUGAGCUGGUGAUGGCACAGGCUAGCGUAUCGAGAGCCAAGGCCGUGCGGGCCCUGAGGGACAACCAGAGUGAUAUAGUCAACGCCAUCAUGGAGCUGACAAUGUAGCCACUGACCAGUACCUGCCUCCAUCCUGCCCCUCAGCUCUGCUGCUCAAUAAAUGGGUGUCACUCAUCACUUCUCUGCUCCUGCUGCAGCUGCUCCCCCAGUGCAG
Messenger RNA from Talpa occidentalis (Iberian mole), 3649 nucleotides. RefSeq names its product NAC alpha domain containing (gene NACAD). Bases 16 to 3543 code for a protein of 1175 amino acids. Gene Ontology annotation, cellular component: nascent polypeptide-associated complex; cytoplasm. Gene Ontology annotation, biological process: protein targeting to membrane. Lineage: Eukaryota; Metazoa; Chordata; Mammalia; Eulipotyphla; Talpidae. The transcript is spliced from 8 exons. The record is from RefSeq and is a predicted model, not a curated record.